Monodelphis domestica (gray short-tailed opossum) is the source of this 3857-nucleotide messenger RNA. It is a transcript of the gene RGS13, whose product is annotated as regulator of G protein signaling 13. NCBI's taxonomy places the organism in Eukaryota, Metazoa, Chordata, Mammalia, Didelphimorphia, Didelphidae. The record is from RefSeq and is a predicted model, not a curated record.
AUAACUGCUAAAUCCCUAAUAGCUGAAUGUUUAGUUCAUAUAAACAAGGACUACUAGUUGUUGAUUUCUACAGUCUUUCACAUUAGGGUUUAGAAACUUUUGCUGGAAGGGUGAACUGGUUUCUUCUAGGAAAAAAAAAAGGAGAAGACAUUCAUCUUUGCCUGGUCUAGGCUGAACUUGCGGAAAAUGAAAUUGGCAUCAUUACCAUUAGUAAGAUCUCGUUUUGGGCAAAGUAUCUAAUCAAGUUUCUUCAUUGGGCAAUAAAGGAAAUGCUGCAGCUUCAGGAUCAAUGGAAUGUUUCUACAUAUCAUAUAAACUGAUAUGAGAAGAAAUUAUAUUGUCGAUUUAAGAUUUGGAAUAUCAAAUGUCAACUGGAUAGAGGCUGGAUUUGGAGAUGGGAAAGGCUUUAAGCAGAAAACCUACUAGAAGACUUUUGCUAUAAUCCAGGCCUGGGAGGACUAGAAGUGCUUCAACCAAUCUCUAAAGAUUAAUUCUAAAAAUAAUUUGUUGUUCAAUGGAGAAAAAUGAGCACAAGAGUGUGCUGGCUGUGUAAUAAAGGCAGAAAAAAAUCCAAUGGGAUCUCUUCAAACCUUACUCUAGAAGAAGUGCUCCAGUGGGCCGAGUCUUUUGAAAAAUUGAUGGCAACAAAAUAUGGUCCAGGAAUCUAUGCAACAUACUUAAAAAUGGAGCACAGCGAUGAGAACAUGAAAUUCUGGAUGGCAUGUGAAACAUACAAAAAAAGUGCAUCACGAUUUAGCAGGGCAUCUAAGGCCAAGAAACUUUACAGGACUUAUAUUCAACCGCAGGCUCCUAGAGAGAUUAACAUUGACAGUCCCACCAGAGAAGCCAUCAUUAAGAACAUUCAAGAACCCUCUCCAAAUUGUUUUGAUGAGGCUCAAAAAAUUGUGUACAUGCAUAUGGAAAGAGAUUCCUAUCCCCGAUUCCUAAGGUCAAAAUUAUACCAAAACCUCAUUGAAAGCCUGCAGAUGGAUUGCCACCCCUGAAAAGCACAUUACCAUUUCAGAAACUGAAAACAGCUUAUAGAAAGCCAACGUUUGUUCUGUGUGAGUAGUGGAUGUAAUAGAUGUAAAAGUGGAUGAGUAGUAGGUAAUUCCCAAAUAGACACUCUGCAAAACUUAGAAAUUCAGAAGAAAUAUAAUGUAAUUUGAUUAUUACACCAGGUGUGUUACAACACAGAGGGAUAAAAUAAAAUACUUUUAAAGCACUUUGUAAAUCUUAAAAUGCUCAAUAUAAGCCUGAUAUAUGCGUAUUUAAGGCAGAUGUUAGAAUUAUCUCCAUAGCACCAACAUUGACGAGAUCCCACAGGAGUGACCAAAUCAAAACUUUUUAAAAUUCAUCCAUUUUUCAUACUUCUGGAUCACACACACUGCAAGACUUUAAAAGCAGUACUUGGAUGAAGAUUAACUGUAGAGUAGAUUCUAUACUUUAGGGGAAAUGUUCUUGCUUAAGAAAUUUGUUUGAGUUGAAUUAUCAAGAAUGUAAUGAAAUACUUCACAUUAGACAAGUUAAAGUCUUAGUAACAAUUACAAAGGUGUGGUCUUUGAAACUACAUUAUUUGCAUAGUAUUUCAUGUAUGUAGUAUUUUACAUGCAUAGUUUUUCCUUUGCUUUAUAGCUUACUAAUAAAAAUUUACCCACCAGAAUAUUACCUACAUUUUAAAGCAGCUGCUGCACUUAUAAAAGCUUAAUAUAUUUCCUGAUUGAAUAACAAACAGGGAUUUUGUUUUCCAUUUAUACUUGAAUAUGCUUUAAAUAGGAAAAAGAACACUGUCUUAUUUCUGGGAUUUUUUUACCCAUAAUAUAAAUAUAUGAGGCCAUCCUCUGAAACAUGUGCGUCUCUCUGACCUCAGUGAUAUGAAUAGUCCCAAAUCUCCCCCAGGCAGAAUGCAGUGCCUCCAUCCCAAGGCUGCCCCAUGUAUUUAUUGUCCUGUCUUUCUCUGAGAUCUAUAGAGAGAAUGUAUCCAAUUUGCUGAGGACCUUUCCCUAGUUCUUUUAGUAUUUUGUAGAUCUUACUAGCAAUUAAAUAGAUAUGUAUGAAACUACAUUGUUCUUUAUUUACAUGAAAGAAAGAAAAAAUAGAUAUUGGAACAAGUGAAUGGUGCAAAUUAAGUUUUAUAUAUUACACCAGCCAGAAUAUAUUUCACUCUUUCCCUACGGCCAUUCACACGGGAAUGUGAGAAAUAUAGUACAUCUAUGUGAGACUACUUCCCUGGAACCUUCACAGAUAUUAAAAGAACACUUUGUCCAGUACUGUCUUUCCAAAAUUCAGUUUUUUUAAAAAUCAUAUUAUAUAGCACUUGUGAUGUACAAAGCACUAGGUCAGAUUAGAGGAUGCCCUCCAGCAACUUCCUUCCUACCAGUGGUCAGAAGGCAGGGAUAUCUUUCACUGUGACCAUGGUAACCUGCUGACAGAGACCAUUCUGAAGUAAAAACUUGUGAUUUUCUCAAAUCAUACCAGUAGGUGACCACAGGUAACAUUUAAUAAAUGUGUCUUGAAUUGAAAUUGAUUCAUUAAUCUCAUUCAAUUCUACGACUACUAAUUGCUGACUUUUGUAGAAUAAUUCAUGAAAUAGGUGCCCUGGACAUUGUCAUCUCUAGUUUAGAGAGCAGUAAACUGGACCCAGGAAGGUGGUGAUGGGCUGUCAGUCAAACAGCUUAUAUGUGGAAGAGCUAGAAUUUCAAACCCAGGUCUUCUUGACUCCAUGCCCACAAAACUGUUUGCCACAUCACGUUGUCUUCCCAUAUUAAUGAGAAUUUCAUACUCUGAAGGACCAAAAAAAAAAAAAUAUAUGAUUCUAUCUCUUUUCUGGAACCACUUUAAACAUUCCUAAAAAAUAAAAUGCUUUUCUAAUGGCCUUGAUGCUACUAAUAAGAAGGUACUACUUCCCUCAGUUCUUGAAAGGACUUUAGCUCCUUUUUUUAAAACCCUCACCUUCUGUCUUACAAUCAAUACUAGAUAUCAAUUCCAAUAAGGAGGAGCAGUGAGAGCUAGGCAAUUGGGGUUAAGUGACUUGUCUAGGGUCAUACAGCUAGGAAGUGUCUGAGGUUAUAUUUGAACCCAGGACCUCUUGCCUCCAGGCCUGGUUCUCUAUCUACUGACCUACCUAGCUGUCCCACAUUAGGUCUUUAUGCAUGAGAUCACAUUUUGCUGGCUGGUCCUUCCUUCAAGAUAUUGAAAAAAAUAGGUACAUGGAAGGUCUUUCAAACAGAAGUGAAAAACAUUUCUUUUAAAUUAUCAAGAUCAAAUCUUUCUAAUAGGCAUAUUAAUAAAUUUUGAAUGACUAAUGUUUUGUCUUGCUUAAAAAAAUAAUAAUAAUAAUAAGCUGUACUCAGAAUAGAAAUUAUAACCCCUGAUGGCUAAUCAGAUUUACCCUACCUCCACACCCAAGACCAGGAAUACCCAGCAUAUAAUAUUAAAUGAAAUCACUUACUUAAUGGCAUAUAUUUUUUACAUUAAGUUUUGAACUAGAAAAAGAACACUGCAAAUCAGAAAUGAAAGAGACUUUUGCUUAGGAGUAUAUUCCCCUCAUAUAGGAGGAGUCCAACCCCUCAUAUUUAUUAAAUAAAGAAACUGAGGCACUGAAAAGUUAUAUAACUUGCUCAAGGUCAUACAACUAGUAUAUUUCUGAGGCAAGAUUUGAACUAAAGACACCAACUUCAAGUCCAGCAUUCUUUCCACCUAGCUGCCAAGUAAGCCUACCGACUAUUGGGAGUCAGUGUGCUAUAAAGGUAUAUUGGAAAAACUGUCCUUAUUUAUCAUCAGAGAACCAAGGUAUAGAUUCUGGAUCUGUUUCCUAUUAGCUGUGUGCUCUUAAAUAAACCAUUUUGUCUCUCUGA